AAGGUGCUAUGAAACCUCUCGUUGUCUCUUCCCCAGAUGUGCGAGAAGUUUACCGUCUGCGAGAACAGCAUGGAAAUGCUCGUCCAGAACAACCUCAACCUCCCCAAGGUGACAGAGGAGGACGGGUGUCUGCUUACCGGCUUCAAUGAGGAUAAAUGCUUGAUGAAAAUCUCCAGCGGGCUUUAUGCAUUUCAGACAUACCUUCAAUUCGUACAAGAAAGUUUUACUAGUGAAAAACAGAACAUUGAAUCACUGUGCUAUACUACAGAGCACCUGGCCCGCACCAUAAAACAGAUGGUGAUCAAUCCCGAUGAAGUUAUUAUCCCGGACUCGGCUACCCAGGAAUCCCUCCGGGCAAAGCUGAAGUCUGAUAAGACUUGGAUAGAGAAAAUCACCACCCACCUCAUCCUCCGAGACUUUACUUCAUUUAUGGAGAAAACUGUGAGGGCUGUUCGCUAUUUGAAAAACACCAGGAGUUUCAGUGUCUGAAUGUUUUAAUUCAGGCACAAUCCUUUGUUACAAAUCUGUCAUGUGGCAGAUGACAGUGUUGUUCUGUUUUAGGAACUAGAAAUAGUAACAAUGGUUUGCAUUUAGAUGCGUUCUCAUUUCCUUUUAGGAAUCUAUUUAUUAUAUUUAAAAUAUUUAUUACUUUCUAAUAUUUCCUAUUUAUAUUUUCAAUAUUUAGAAAUA
Nestor notabilis (Kea) is the source of this 690-nucleotide messenger RNA. It is a transcript of the gene IL6, whose product is annotated as interleukin 6. The transcript has 3 exons. The record is from RefSeq and is a predicted model, not a curated record. Gene Ontology annotation, biological process: T-helper 17 cell lineage commitment; positive regulation of cell population proliferation; immune response. Gene Ontology annotation, molecular function: cytokine activity; growth factor activity; interleukin-6 receptor binding. The annotation marks the transcript as partial. Gene Ontology annotation, cellular component: extracellular region. Lineage: Eukaryota; Metazoa; Chordata; Aves; Psittaciformes; Psittacidae.